AUGGCUUUUACCGAGGUUUUACAACAGCGUAGUGACAAAGCCUACUUGCACCUCCGAGGGGCUGCUGCGUUGAUGGUUGGCCAUGGGAAUGGAAGCUCAACUGCCGUUGCUCACGACGAAGGAGUGUCGACGCUGUUUGAGAAGCUCGACCUUCAUACCGCAACAUACGUCCUCACUCGCUCCCCAGACCUACCAUCAUUGCACCUGGCGACACCACACUCGAUGCCAACAUCGCCCGAUCGGACGCUAUACAGGAUACUGCAUGCUUGCUAUCAUUUUAUCUCGACAGCGCGACAGUACAAAUAUAUCAACUCGUCACUAGUACCCUCCAACAUACUCAUUGAGCAAGGAAGACAUCUCGGGAACUUGCAACAGUGGCUGUCGUGUCACCAGCUCGACCCUUCGCGUCUAGGUGCUGAUCCCCAGAACGAACAGCUCAUCAUCCUUCGCGCUCAGUCUCUUGCUGGGUUGAUACAUUGCGCCACAGUUCUUCAACCACAUGAAACAUCAUAUGACAGCUAUGAUCGGGAGUUCAAGGAGAUUCUCAAGCUGGCGGAGGCACUUUUUGGCAUGCAACCCGAGGUCGUGAAUUCCCCAGGGUAUUCUGGUGACCUGCCCCAUUUCGCUCCUGAAAUGGGGAUCAUCCAGCCGCUCUUUCUGACGGCUUUGAAGUACAGGCAUCCUUUCUGGCGGCGUAAGGCUCUAGACUUGCUUCAGAAAAGUGGAAGGGAGGGUCCAUGGUGUGGCGCAAUCGAGGCCGCGGUGCUCAAGGUUGUUAUCGAGGCCGAAGAAGCAACCCCCAACAACCUACAGGGCAUGAAUGAGCCUGACCAAGCCGUCGUCUACCAGCCAAGCGGCGUUCCUGAAAACCAGAGGGUCCAUCUUUGUUGGAUAGUUGGAUAUGUGGCUCGCCAACAGGAUAAUAGGGUUGGAAUGGGCGUCGGCCCAGGAACUCGAGCUAAUUUUGCAAAGGUCCAAUUGUCUCAAACCGCAGGUUUCAACUACUCUGGGGUCUCUGUUGGAGUUCGGUCUAUUUACGAGGACACACCCUUCUUGGACUUCCACCAUACUCCCCCCAGUCCGGCCUCUAAGCGUGGGACAAAAGAAGUUGAUGCCAGCACGGUGUAUCGCCUUGGAAGUGUAUCAAAGCUUUUUACGGUGCUGGCUGCACUGAAACUGGCUGAAGAUGGCGUGCUAAGUUUGGACGACCCUGUUGGGCGGUGGAUUCCAGAGCUUUCAGGACGUGACGGCGAUCCUGAGUCUGAGGAUGAGCUUGAUCGGAUCGAAUGGCAGGAUGUGACUGUGGAAGAUGUCGCAGCACAUCUCUCGGGCAUUGGGGGAGAUAUGACUGGUGAUCUGGCCAGCUUUGAUGCCGACUGGGAGGCUCUUGGUCUUCCAAAGGCUUCUCCAGAAACAAAGACCCGGGCAUGCUCAGGCAAUGGAGGGAUUCGCCCAUGCACUCGCGAAGACCUGCUGGAGGCAUUUCAGCAUAGACGCCCAUCGGUGUACCCUCCAGGUCAAGUACCUGUGUAUUCCAAUGCAGGUACGAGCAUUGUCGGCCUUGUUGUGGAGGCGGCCUCAAACAAGACAUUCGAGGCAUCGCUCCGCAAUUUGGUCCUGGAACCUUUGGCUCUGUGGGACACAAGUGUCGGGACUGUGCCCGAAAAAUCUGACCGAAUGUUCAUUCCCGCCGGAAGCACUGAUUGGGAUAUGGAUUUGGGAAUUUUUGCACCUGCGGGCGGAAUGAACUCCAACACCAAAGAUUUACUCUCUUUCAUGACUGGUAUCCUGAAAAACUCGGCUCUUUUCCCAUCCUCAACACGUCGCUGGCUCAAGCCGGCUUCCUUCCUUUCAGCCUGGAGCAGUGCUGUUGGUGCCCCUUGGGAGAUCUACCGUGUCGAUAACUUGACAAGCGAUGGCCGGAUCAUUGACCUAUACACCAAAGGCGGAUCCCUUACCAGCUAUUAUUCUGCAUUGGCAGUUGUGCCGGAUCUGGGCUUUGUCAUCUCGGUUCUCGCUGCUGGGCCUGAAGUCAUUGGCCUUUGGCCAUCGUUGGCAAGUCUCCAGGCAAUGGAGGUUUUGAUCCCCGCAUUGGACCUUGCAGCCAAGGAUGAAGCCAAAAAGAGAUUCGCGGGGACUUAUACAGACAAGAAGAGCGGUUCACGUCUCACGUUGUCUCUGGAUGACGGUCCGGGCCUGGCGCUGAGCGACUGGGUUGUGCGAGACUUCGAGGUGUUGCCUAACCUCGGUCGUUACAACCCCGUAACCAUGAACGCUACCACUGGGUCCAACUUGACAAGCAUCAGGAUGUUUCCGACGGGUAUCGAAAACGCCCGUCGGUCAGCAUGGAGAGCUACCUUCCCCGCCUUCACAGAGGAAGAAGCCAAGGUGAUUGAUGGAAGCACAUCUAUUCGGGAUGCUUCGUGCGUCACCUGGCGUAUGGUGGAUCGGUUGAUCUAUAAUGACCUUUCAAUAGAUCACUUCGAGUUCCAGUUUGGGGAGGAUGGAGAGGCUGCGAUGAGUAUCAAGUGCAAGGGUUUUGAUGUCGAACUGACGAGGGACUCGGAUGGUUCUCAAGAUUACGAGAUAUAA
This is a messenger RNA of Fusarium falciforme, 2592 nucleotides long. RefSeq names its product Zn(2)-C6 fungal-type domain-containing protein. The record is from RefSeq and is a predicted model, not a curated record. Bases 1 to 2592 code for a protein of 863 amino acids. Lineage: Eukaryota; Fungi; Ascomycota; Sordariomycetes; Hypocreales; Nectriaceae. The transcript has 5 exons.